AUGUCUCAACUGUUCCCUGAAUUGUAUACAAAGGGAUCCAAGAUAUGGAUCAAACACUCAACAGAUGUUUGGCAAUGCGCUGUCAUUAAAGUGAAUUUCAGUCAAAAGGAAAAAAGUCUUGUCGUAGAGGAUGAAGAAGAACAGGAAAUAACAAUACCGGUGAAAGACUUGUCAUGUCUGCCGCCUCUCCGAAACCCAGACAUACUGAUCGGUGCCAACGAUUUGACGAGUUUGUCAUAUCUUCACGAACCCGCAGAUCUAUGGCGAAGAGACCAUUCAGACGUAUCAUAUUACAACUUAAGGGUCCGAUUUCUGGAGCAGUCGGCGAUAUACACGUGGUGUGGGAUAGUAUUGGUGGCAAUCAAUCCAUUCUGUGAUCUCGAGAUCUAUGGCGAAGAGACCAUUCAGACGUAUCAUAAAUCGCAGGGCGCGGCACAACUCGACCCUCACAUCUAUGCCGUGUCCGAAGACGCCUACUCUAAGCUCGAAAGGGAUGACAGAAAUCAAUCCAUUAUUGUCAGCGGCGAGAGUGGAGCCGGCAAAACUGUUUCGGCAAAGUUUGCGAUGAGAUAUUUUGCAUCCAUUGCGGGCACCGACUCGUCCAAUAUUGAGAAUCGCGUUUUGGCCAGUAAUCCCAUUAUGGAGGCCAUCGGCAAUGCAAAGACCAACAGAAAUGAUAACUCAUCCCGUUUUGGAAAAUAUAUUCAAAUCUUAUUCGAUCGUCAGAGUCGGGCCAUAACGGGUGGAAAUAUGAGGACAUAUUUGCUGGAAAAAUCGCGAGUUUCUCGUCAGAGUGAAGGCGAACGCAAUUUCCAUAUAUUUUAUCAAAUGUGUACUUAUGCCCAACAAAACAAUCUCAAGCAUUUAAAGUUGGAUUCCAACACAGAAUUUGCAUAUUUGGCAUCAAUAGAGCCGACGCCGUACGACGAUAUGGACAGAUUCAUCGAAGCCAUGCAAUGCUUGGGAUUCACGGAAAAGCAACAAAAUCUAAUCUAUAAUGUGGUCGCAGCGAUACUACACGCCGGCAAUAUUGAGUUCACACGUAUUGAUGACGAGAAGUGUUGUCUUUCCGACGAUUCUGAGCCUCAUUUACAGACUUUUUGUUCACUUUUGGGUCUGGACUCUUCGGCUACCAAACACUGGUUGACUCAUCGAUUGUUAAAGACUGGAAUGAGAGAACUCAUUACAACUACUUUGACAGCAGAAUUGGCUCAAUACGGAAGGGAUGCGCUCUUGAAGUUUGUUUACGAGACUAUGUUUUCAUGGAUUGUCGCUCUCAUUAACAAAGCACUCGGUCCAACCAAUACCUCAGUAACCUAUCCGUUCAUCGGUGUUCUUGACAUCUAUGGUUUUGAACAUUUUGAAACCAAUAGCUUUGAACAGUUUUGUAUCAAUUAUGCAAAUGAAGUCCUUCAGCAACAGUUCAAUCAACACGUCUUUAAAUUGGAACAAGAAGAGUAUGUUCGGGAAGGCAUUGAUUGGCAGUUCAUCACAUUUACAGAUAAUCAGCCGGUGAUCGACAUUAUCGAAGCCAAACCUAUUGGCAUAUUAUGUCUACUCGACGAAGAAUGCAAAAUGCCUAAAGGCACAGACGAGACGUGGGGCGCAAAGCUUUACUCCCAAAUAACUCUCGGAGAGGUCUUCCAAAAACCCAAAUUUGGUUCUAGAAAUUCAUUUAUUAUUCAACAUUUUGCUGACACUGUUGUAUACAAUGUCGAGGGUUUUUUGGAGAAGAACAGAGACACGAUAUGGGACGAGCAAAUCGAUCUGUUAAAGCGAUCCACUGUUGUUGACGUACUAUUCAGCGAUAGUUUGUCGGGAGAGCCGACACAGAAAUCCGGUGGAAAAAUCAAAAUAACUCCUCAACAACAGUCACAGAAACAGCAAAAGCAGGCGAAGGCAACGGUUGGCUCACAGUUUCGGGACUCGUUGGCUGCGCUGAUGAAGACAUUGAACGCAACGGAACCGCAUUACGUGCGAUGUAUUAAACCCAACGAUAAUAAGGGUGGCUUUGAGUUCAACAAUAUCCGAGCCGUUCAGCAAUUGCGAGCGUGCGGUGUAUUGGAAACCAUCAGA
Messenger RNA from Medioppia subpectinata, 2076 nucleotides. Lineage: Eukaryota; Metazoa; Arthropoda; Arachnida; Sarcoptiformes; Oppiidae. The record is from the annotation of a GenBank genome assembly.